CUGAGAGGAGGACGCGUUCACUUUGUUUGCCAACACCGAAAGCUGGACUUCUUUGGGGGGGGAAAAAAAAUCUCAAUCUAGGAACGAGAUUUGAAUUGAGUUUAUUCUGUUUUAUCCUCCUCCUCUUUGCAUUUUCUAAGAAUUAAACGGAAAAGUUGUGACAGCUUUACAAAGAAGACAGAGAGAGAGAGAGAGAGAGAGAGAGAGAGAGAGAGAGAGAGAGAGAGAGAGAGAGAUUUGCCCUGAAGGCUUUGAAAGAAGAAACAGGAGCCAGAUAAAAAAAAAAGGGCAGCGAUAAUCUGCACAGCUGCUGCGUGGAGGGAAGGAGACGCAGACAGAUAAAGAAAGCAAGCGAGGUGAACAAGUGCGAAGGACGAGGAGAGGAGACAGACGAGGACGAGCGUUCGCGUUGAAGGCCGCGGCAGAUAUAAAUACAAAGUGAAGACAAAACCCAGAGGGACACCUGUCGUCAAAUUAGCAGCAAUGGAGACGCGGCGGGAAGAGACGAGAAAGCUGGACUGAGGAGGGACGUUAAAACACGCCGGGCUCGAGCGAAGCGAGACGAGAGGGUUUCUUCAUCAUGAUUUCUUCAGGUGGCGUCCCAAAAUCCAACGACCUGCACGGGAGGAGCAACUUCGUCCCAGGAUAGAAUGAGAAGAGGAGCUUGAUCAGUCAGAACAGUCCUGCUUUCACAUUAACUUCUCCAACUCCCCCCACCCCCUGAUCUCCAUCCCCUCACUAUGUGGAUACCAGCUGUGCUCCUAUGGAUGCUUUACUUCAGCUGUCUGUGCUCAGGUCAAGACUACAGGGACUAUUACCAAACCGGAGACACGGGCACCGAGGCUCCAACCCAGUCAGAUGACCAGUCCAGUUUGGAGACAGUGACCAGCAUGGACCAGCUGCUGCAGCUUUUCUACCCUGAAUACAGCUUGAUCCAGCAGUGCAUGAGGAAAAGAUCCUGGCACACCUCUUCCUCGUCUUCCUUCCCUUCCUCGUCUUUUUCAACCUCUUCGGCGAGCCCUUUGGUCCGCUCCGACAACGGCGACAUGUGGGCUCCGAUGCGGGAGGAACCCGUCUACAGAGUGGACGGGACGCUAGCCGUCAUUCUGGAAGAGAUCCAGCGUACGUCGUGCCAGCCGAGAGAGGUGUGCGUUGAGGUGGCCAAGGAGUACCCAGAAUCCACCAGUCAGCUGUACCUCCCUCGCUGCGUGGCUCUGCAUCGCUGCGGCGGCUGCUGCGGGAACGAGGCGUUUUACUGCACCAACACGAGCUACAGUCUCGUCAAUAAAACCCUGAUGGAGCUGUCUCCACCCAGGAUGGAUCGCGCAGUAGCCAUGGUGACAUUCGUCAACCACACCUCGUGCGAAUGCCUCUCCAAGCGGCCGCUUCAUUCCAUCAUCAGGCGAGCGGCAACAGAUCAUCUGUGCUCCCCUCCCGAAGUCCCCUGCACCUCCGGGUCGUUAUGGGAUCCGGUGAACUGCGUGUGCGUCUCUGCAGACACCAUCAGCUACACUCAGAAACAAACAGAGGCGCUGGACUCGGGUCUGCUGGCUCUCUGCGGGCCCAACAGAGUUCUGGAAGAAUCCACCUGCGAGUGCGUCUGUCAGAACGGACUGACAGAAGCCAGCUGCUAUCCAGGCUGGAAACUGGACCAGAAUACCUGUGAGUGCCAGUGCGAAGGCCAAGGCGAGGGGAAGCUGUGUCCUGCCGGACAGCGGUGGGACGACGAGCUGUGCGGUUGUGUGUGCGCGGUGGAGUGUCCCAGAAAUCAGCCUCUCAAUCCCGACACAUGUCUGUGUCAGUGCAGAGAGAGUCCCCAGACGUGUCUACGGCAGGGCAAGAGGUUCAACCCGAACACCUGCAGUUGUUACAGGCUUUCGUGCAGAAACCCCAGACGAGAGUGCCAGGACGGAUUUUACUACAGCAGCCAGGUCUGUCAGUGCAUCCCCAAGUACAUGAAGUGGAAUUACCAAACAAGAAAGUGAGGAAGAGGGGGGUUUGUCCCGCUCAGAUCGGAAACUCUUUCCCACCCGAGUGACUCCACGCACAGGAGCGGGAAGUGGAUCUAAGUGUAGAGACAUGCAGCGUUUGCGGGAGGUUUGAGUCACUUUUCUAGUGAACCGUCUCAAACUUCCCGAGAACAAAGGGGAAAGGUUAAAAAAAAAUGUUUUAUCCAACUAAAAAGGUAACAAGGACAGAUAUUUGAUUCCUUCCACAUCUGGAAAGCCCCUCGAGUUCGACUGUAGACGCAGAGCAACAAGGUGGGAUGGACCAGACCGAGCAACGUGUUGCAGCAAGAAGAAUGCCAACCACCAACCUGCUGAGGAGCUGCAGCUCAUGCCUGUGUGAAAUGGAAUGUGAAUAAGAUAAUAACAGACCCGACUGCAUGCUUUUUUCUCCUUCCUUUUCUCUCUUUUUUUUUUUUCCUAAAUAAAUGUGGGAAAGAAAAAUCUUAAGGCAAAUUUCCAUAUUGGCUGGAAGGAAAAUCUCGUAGAGCGGAUCUCUGAAGUGUACACACCCUCUGUUCUAACGCCAGGUCCAAUCAGACCAAUGUGAAUCAUUUCCAAGAUGUGGGAUACGGACAGAUUCGAAACGGAGUCGAAAACGUAAAGAAAUGUUAAAUGCACACACUUUAAAAAAAAAAAAAAAAAAAAAAAAAGCAAAUUUUUACUCUUGUAAUUUUUCUAGUUUCAAUUUUGGGUCUCAUUUUAGUGAGAAAAACAAAAGUUUGUCUCUUUUUAUUCACUUUAUGUAAACAUCUGAUUUCAACUGUACACGUUUUAAAAUGAUUCAACUUUUGAUAUGUUUGUCAUCCAAUGUAGCUCAUUUUAACUCGGGUAUGUACACUUUUUUUU
Poeciliopsis prolifica (blackstripe livebearer) is the source of this 2855-nucleotide messenger RNA. It is a transcript of the gene vegfc, whose product is annotated as vascular endothelial growth factor c. Gene Ontology annotation, cellular component: membrane. Gene Ontology annotation, biological process: positive regulation of mast cell chemotaxis; response to hypoxia; vascular endothelial growth factor signaling pathway. NCBI's taxonomy places the organism in Eukaryota, Metazoa, Chordata, Actinopteri, Cyprinodontiformes, Poeciliidae. The record is from RefSeq and is a predicted model, not a curated record. Gene Ontology annotation, molecular function: vascular endothelial growth factor receptor 3 binding; chemoattractant activity; growth factor activity. The coding region runs from base 741 to 1985 and encodes 414 amino acids. The transcript is spliced from 8 exons.